This is a messenger RNA of Protopolystoma xenopodis, 301 nucleotides long. NCBI's taxonomy places the organism in Eukaryota, Metazoa, Platyhelminthes, Monogenea, Polystomatidea, Polystomatidae. The record is from the annotation of a GenBank genome assembly.
GAACGCUUAUAGCUCUGUAUGGUGUCGCCUUGCACGUGUAUGGGAUCGGUCCAUCACUUAUCGCUUGCCGACAAACAUAGUCCGUGAAUCUGCUUGCAAUUCACCUCGCACUUCGCCAAGACCCAACUUUUUCACAAACUCUGGGUCCUGUGCUCGCACUGAUCUUGUAUAUCAGGGACGUCGUCUACCCGGAGAGUCUAAUGAAACAAUGGCAGCUCGUCUGACAGAAGCCCGCGUAUGGCUGCGUCUUCUGUUCUCAAAUACCUCAUCUGAUACUGUUGCCAUAUCUACGACUGAGGCG